UUUUUUCUCUUUAAAAUAAUUUGGUAAAAGUAUUUCCUUUUUGUUCUUUCCCUUGAAACAAACAACCCACACUCUUUGUCUUCUUUGUGCACAUAAAGAACGACAGAGCUGAAGAACCGAAAAGGUACACUACUACUUGGAAAUCACAACAUUUUCUCAUUUCGCAAAACCGAAAGAAAAUGGUUGUUGAAGUCUAGAAUAAACCCUAAACCCCUCUUUGAAAGUUAGCUCUCAAGAAAAAAGAAAGGAAGACGACGACAUCACUCCCCUAUCUCUAUUCUUCAACUCUGUUCCCAAUCACACACACAUUCUUCAAUUUCACACACAUUCUCUCCUUAUCUAUGUAUGUAUAUGUAUUUAUAUAUGCAUAGGAUCAUUCACAUAUAUGUGCAUGUGUGUGUGUCAGAGAAAUUUGUUGUAAUUCUCACUUUUUUUAGUUAGAAGGGUUGUUUGAUUCUAUGGAAAAACAAUCACAUUUCUCUGCAACUUCAUAAAAGCUACUCUGGCUUUAUAUUUAAUAAAUCUGUAGCAGAGAGAGUGUUUGGGAGUGCAAUCUAAUGCAGGUUCUCGAGUUGUCCUGUAAUCUAUGGCUUCGAUUAAUGUCGAUGAGAUCGCGAGCAUUUAAAGCAUUGAGAUUUGAUUCAUCAGUCCAGUCCUAUUAAUUCACUCUCUCUCUCUAACACACACACACACACACACACUGUUUCUCUAUCUAUCAGUUCAAUCUCAGAAGAGGAGGAGGAGAGAGAAGAUGGGGAGAGCACCUUGCUGUGACAAAGCCCUAGUGAAGAAAGGAGCUUGGACUCCUGAAGAAGACAAGAUUCUGGUUGAUUACAUCACCAAGAACGGCCAUGGCAUUUGGCGUUCCCUUCCUAAGCUCGCUGGUCUCCUUCGAUGUGGAAAAAGCUGUCGGCUUCGAUGGACAAACUAUCUUCGGCCAGACAUCAAACGUGGCCCCUUUACUACUGAAGAAGAGAACACCAUCAUCCAGCUGCAUGGUGUGCUUGGUAACAAGUGGGCUGCCAUUGCAUCCAAACUACCAGGAAGAACGGACAAUGAGAUUAAAAACUUCUGGAACUCUCAUCUAAAGAGGCGACUCUUCUGCAUGGGACUUGACCUGCAGACUCACAGGCCAUCCUCAGAUUCAAAGUCACAGCCCCCAUCAAGUCGCCAUAUGAUACAAUGGGAGAAAGCCAGAGUUGAGGCUGAGACUCAGCUUUCAACAGAGUCAUUACUACUCAACAAGCCAUCAACAGGUGAAACCAACUGCGAUUACUUCCUCCGCAUAUGGAAUUCUGAAGUUGGAGAAUCAUUUCAAAAGAUUAAUGAAUGCGAUGGAGUGGUGUCUCAAAGCCCAAUGUCUCAUGCAUCCUCUUCGACAAAAGAUGGGUCGGGUUCAGGUAUCACAGCACAGGCAGCCCACACCAGGGCUAGUACCUCUAGUGACACUGCUGAUGUGCAAAAAAAUGUGGACUAUCUGGAUUCUCGAAACGAAGCAAAUCACAUGAUGGCUGGAUCAGACACCUCAAAUUCGCAUGAACCGGAUGAUUCCUCUUAUCUACUGCUAGAUUACCCCAGUGGCGAUGAUUUGGGAUUCCUAGAAGAACAUACAGAUGACAUAUCCAUUUUCCCGCAAAAGUAAAUAUGACUGCUUUUGAGUAGUGCAGGAAGUGCAGCUAAUGGUGCUUUGGAGCCCUAUUAUGUUAAUCUGUUAUGAACACUUAUGUUCAAUCUGGUUGGUUUACUGACUUUCAUCUUAUAGCUGCCUAAAUUUUCUCUUUUAUUUAAAAAAUGUGGGGCCUAAGAGAAAUCAAGUUAGGGGUAUGAGCAAAAAAAGAUUACCCAUUUCGAUGCCAAGUGGAAGAUUAGUAGAAAUUGACAGUUGGGGAAGCGAUUUUGUUCACUGGUUGGCUGUGCAAUUAUCCAUGCCAUUACAUUUUCCGACAGUAGGAAAACUAUGCAUUUUGAACAUGCAUGUAUAUAUCUGUUUUAAUCUUAUUUUGGUCCCCAAAAAAAAAAAAAAAAAAAAACAUUCUUUGUUUUUUUCUUUGCCUUCCAUUACAGUUAAUCUUGUAAUAUGCAGACAGUGGAGCAAGGACCACAAACACAUUGCAAGAAUUUGUAGGGUUUUCACAUUAGUGAUCACAUCCACAAGUGAAAAUAUAUGAUGGUCUUCCAUCUCCCAGAUAU
Molecule: messenger RNA, 2190 nt
Organism: Cornus florida
Lineage: Eukaryota; Viridiplantae; Streptophyta; Magnoliopsida; Cornales; Cornaceae
Product: transcription factor MYB17-like
Exons: 3
Coding region: 752-1642 (296 amino acids)
Source: RefSeq, a predicted model, not a curated record